CACACGCACAUAUAUACAUAUAUAUAUAUAAGUAUAUACAUGUAUAUGUAAUUAUAAACACACACACAUAAAUAUAUAUAUUCUUCACCGGAAUAGCAGUAGCAGUUAGUGUAUUGAACUUACAACUACCAUUAAACAUUCGUCAGCAACGACGACGGCGGCGCAUUGAAAAAUCUCCCCCUUGUUGUCGUUUUCACUUGGUGUUCGGUGACCUGACACAACAUAUAUAUAUAUAUAUCACUUGAUUUCUUCUCAGUUGAAAUUUUAUAAGUAUUUUCCGAAAGAAUGUCGUCGAAGAUGGACUUUAAGCCGGGCGACAAGAUAUUUGCCAAAAUGAAAGGGUAUCCUCACUGGCCAGCUCGGAUUGAUGACUUACCUGAUGGAGCAGUGAAACCACCAAAAGGAAAGUUUCCCAUUUUCUUUUAUGGAACUCAUGAAACGGCCUUUUUAGCACCAAAAGACAUAUUUCCUUACAACAAGUAUAAAAACAAAUAUGGAAACCCACAAAAAAGGAGGGGUUUUAAUGAAGGUUUAUGGGAAAUAGUUCAUGACCCAAAUGUAAAAUUUCAUCGAUCAAGUUCACAAGCAAGCUCAGCUGAUGAUGAUUCACAAGCAAACACUCCAUCAGCUGUUGAUGCUGACGAUGGUGAGGAAGAAGACGAAGAAGUGGAGAAAACAAACAAGUCUGUGAGAGGUAAAACACCAGCUAAGAAAAGACAAAGUUCCAGUACACCAACGGGUAAACCUACAAAACGUGCACGGAAAGGGCCUCCUGCAAGGUCAAAGUCCAAAGAGUCAACUGUUGAUGAAGAAGAAGUGGCUGCUGAUAACGAGGUUGAGGAUAAUGAAGAUAAUGCUGAUGACAAAGACAAUGAAGAAGAAGAUUUUGAUGAGCCUUCUGCUCCAGAUUCUGAUAAUUCAGAUGAUGAGGAUUUUCAGAUUGAGGACAAUGUAAAAAAAAAUAAAGGGGGCCGAGGGCGGGCUUCAUCAAAAGCACCUUCAAAAGGAAAAGGUUCUAAGAAAGUGGAAGGCUCAGAGAGUGAAUCUGAAAAAUCUAACAAAGAAUCAUCAGAAGAGGAAGAAAUGGAUAAUGAAGAAGAUUCUGAAUAUGAUGAGAAACCAAAAGGAAGAGGCAGGAGUAAAAAGAAGGCAGCUGCUCCUAAAGUAAAAGCUGCUCCUAAGAGAACUGUAAAUCGUAAAGCUUCCAGUGGGCGAGGAGGUGGAGGUGCUCGCCGACAGUCAAAAGCUCCUGUAGAGGUGACAGCUGACAGCCUUUCUUCCUCAAGUGAUAGUGAGGAUUCUGAAGAUAUGAUGAGCAGCUGGAAAAAGCGUGAUGAAGAGAGAAAGAAAGAAAUUGAAAGAUUGAGAAAAUUGGAAGAAGAAAGGAAAAAACAAGAAGAGGAGGAAGCUAUUCAGAAGGCUACUGAAGAAUUACUAAAAGAGCGAGAGUUAAAAGAGGAAGAAGAAAGCGAAGAGGAAAAAGUACCACAUAAAAAAGAAAAGCCUGUAAUUAAGAAGGAAAAGCCCAAAAAGGAAUUAAAACGGAAAGUUAAAGAGGAAACUCCAGUAAAUAAAAACAGAAAAAAAGCUAAGAAAGUAGAUUCCGAUUCCGAAGAAGACAAAACUCCGGCCGAACCAGAAGACACCAAAAGUGUCUCUAAGGAUAAAGAUAAAGAUGACAGCCCUGGGGCGAAAGACACGGAUGAAGAAGAGCAGAAAAAGACUCCAACGGCAGCUGUUAAGGAUGAAGCAGACAGCGAGGAAGAGAUUGUCCGUCGUAAGAAGAAGGGACCUUCUAAGCAACUGAAAAAAGACCUUGAUCUCGAUGAUGACGAGGAUGCGAAUCUAGCAGAUGAUGUGCCUGGGGAUGAUAAAAGUGAGAAGUCAGUGUCAACACAUGCUGAGAAGGAAAAAAAUCUGAAAGAAGUAGAGAAGAAUAAGAAGAAUAAACCACAGGAAGUAAACAAGAAUAAAAUGAAAGAAAUCAACAGGAAAGAAAAAUUAAAAGAAAAAGUUAAAGAAAUUAAGAAAGAGGAAAAAGCAAAAGAAAAACGGCCUGUUCGUGAUGAUAAGGCUGGGUCAACUGGGGGUGCCAGCAGUAUUAAUAAAUCUACUACAUCAGCUUCUGAAAAUAAAGACAAUGUUGAAGAGGAGGAAGAAGAUGCAAGGAGAAAGAGAUUAGAAAGAGAAAGAAGGCAUGAAAAAGAAGAAGAAAAAGAAAGAAAAAAGAAGGAAAAGUUUGAAAAGAAGAAAAAAGAAAAAAUUCAAUUUUUACAAACUGAAUCUACUUUAAUACAAAUGGAUAAUGAAAUUAAAAAAUCUCUUCAAAUUGAUAAAACAGAUGUUGAUAAAUGUAUUGCUAUUAUGGAAGACUUAGAAGCUUUGCCUGUCACACAAAUCAUGUUGAAAAAGAAUCCCGAUAUAAUGAAUACCAUAAAAAAGAUUAGAAAAUAUAAAGGUAGUGAGAAGAUAAAGAAAAAAGCUGAAGUUAUUUACCACAAAUUCAAAAAUCUUUUUAUGGUUGCUGAAGGAGAAUCUUUCUCACAGGUAUUUAAUCGAGAAACUGCUGAAUUUAAAAAACAGUUAGAAAAAGAGGAACGGGAUCGAAAAGACAAAGAAAACAAAGAAAAUGAAAUAAAACCAGCUGAAGGAAAACCGGAACAAGAAAAUAAAGAGAAUGUUAAUUCUUUAGACAAAGUGGACAGUACUUUAGACAAUUCAACAGCCGCCGGAGCAACUAUUGAAGAUCCAUCCCGAGAUAACUCCAAGUCAGCUACUUCCAACACGGAGGAUGCAAAGGUGGCAUCUGUAGAAGGAACUGAAAUAAAAUCAGAUGCCCAAAUAUGGUCUCCGCUAAAUACUGUUACUCCUCUAACUGGAGAUGUAUCAAGUGGAAUGACACAGGACAAAAGCAUCACUGACACAAUGUCCCACAGCAUUGCACAUCGGUCAGCCACUGUCGCUGCUGUGGACCGAUUGAUGCCACAUUCAGAAGAUAAGAAAUCCACUGAACAACGGAAUAGUAUUCCAACAACUGAUGCAGCCAGUGAGGCUGUGUGUUCAAAGGUUACGAGUGGAGUCAAAGACAGUACAGGUGAGACAUCAGUAACGGAAGGACUAGUUAACAAGUCUAAUGACAAAAUGUCUGUAAGUACUGUAUCACCUGUGGUAAAUCCAAUUUCAAGGACAGAUGAUAAGCAUGAAAGCAUUCCUGGUGUUGCAUCAUUGUCAACAGUGCAUCUGCCAUCAUCAGCUCCACAUUUAGUACAGUCUAAUCAGCAAACAGGUCAAACUACCCUUCCUCAGGAUCCUUCUAAAGUGCUACAUUCUGUGCAGUCCUCACCUUCAUUUCCUUCGUCUCUUCAUGUGUCUCAUACCAGGCAGUCAGACUUUUUACCUCAAACCUGUGUGUCUCAAGCACAGCAAAACUUGCCUUUAAUGGAGCAGCAGCAGCAACAACAACAACAACCAUUACAACAACUGCCACAAUCUCACCCGCAGAUUCCUUCUAUGUCACCACGACGGCAGCCACACAAAGUUCAGAUGGAUGCAUCUAUGCCGUUACAAAGUGUACCUGGUGUCCCGUCUCAGCUUACACACUCUCAGCACUCGCACGUGCCCUCUUUCCAGUCGCUGGUGCAAAACCAGUUACCACCUCUACACUCAACUGCUGGUCCAACGCCUGUAGUUGCUACUCCAUCACAGCUAACUAUGGGUCUUACUCAGAGCUCUGCACCACCAUCAAGUGUUGGUGGGUUAUCACAUUUGCAGCACCAACAACCCCACAACAGUCCAGCUGCACUCUCUCAGCCCCAUCGCCAUUCAUCACCUUCUGCUACCCCUACAACAACUCCAGUCCCAGUACAAUCUAACACUGUCACCCAGCCCUCUUCUCUACUGGAUUUGUUACCGCCUAUACAGUCUCAUUUUCCUGCAGAAAGCAGCCAAGUGUCCCAUCCUGCUCAACCAAGCAACACAUCUCGUAAAGAAGAUCAACAACCACAGAAAUUCGUUCCACUUGCAGAUUUUAGAGAUGAAGAAGAGGAAAUGCUAGAGGAACACAGAGAUCUGGAAGCUCGCAUAGCACAAAUAAUUAAAGGGACUGAAUCUUAUGGCUAUGAGGAACCCCAGCAUCCUACUAACCAACUCGAGCAGAAUACAAAGAAUAAACACACAGAUUCCACACCAUUCACAGCUCCAGCCAAUGAAGAGGAAGAGGAAGAUGAUGAGCCAGUCAUGGACGAUGAAGAGUUACAUAGUCUCCUUGGUGUUUAAUGAUAGUGCAACAUCGAGAUAAUAGCUGGCAUCAUCAUUAUCAAAUCAGUAUCAUCAUCAUCAUUUUCAUCAUACCACCACCACCACCUCCACCACCACCUUCAUCAUCAUUAUUAUUAGCAGCAACAUUAGUAGCAAGAGUGAUAAAAUAUUAAAAAAAUAAUAAACUCUUAGAUCAAAACUCACUGGGAAGAGUUGAUUGCUUUCAGAAGCAAUACAUUUAGAAAAAAGAAGAAAAAAAACAAACAAAAAGCAAAGAUGUAAAAAUGCAAGAGUGCACAGUUUUUUUUUUUUGUUUUGUUUUUUUUUUUGUUUCUCUUCACAAGAGAUACCAUUUCUUAAUUAUCUGCACUUACCAGCAAAUGUAUAAAGUUGUUGUCUUAGAAACAGCAGGUAUGAUGGUUGUUGGCAGUAGUAAACAAAAAGGAAAAAAAAAGAAAAAAAUUCUUCUCUGCCUUUCAACAUAACUUUUCCUUCUCUCCCUUCUCCGAAAUAACUAUUUGUAUUCCUGCUUUGUUUACAUUCUCUAAGACUGUAAGUAACUUCACCUAAACCUAAAUUAGAAAUCUGAUAUGCCCUCAAUUUAAAAAAAAAAAAUUUUAUUAUCAUUACAAUAAUUAUUCUUAUUAUUACUUUUUAUCAAUUAUUAUGUUUUGAAAGAUAAUGUAAAAAUAAUUAUUUUGUUAGAUAUUGGGAUCUAGAAAGACAAAUAAUUAAAUAGGAUUUUAUAAAUUU
Molecule: messenger RNA, 5010 nt
Organism: Octopus bimaculoides (California two-spot octopus)
Lineage: Eukaryota; Metazoa; Mollusca; Cephalopoda; Octopoda; Octopodidae
Source: RefSeq, a predicted model, not a curated record